GUGCAGUUUUAUCAAGUUCAUAUUCUGGCUCCUGUUUCUGAAGCUGAUACCUACGGAACAGGUGGUUUAUUUUAGAGAAUAACUGUUAAUUGGUACUGUUGGUGCAAACCAUGGAACCCACCAAAGAAGUGGACCAACCACCAAUAACAGAACUGAAGACAGGAUUCAGGAACACUCUUCACUUGAAGAUAUCCCUUACUGUGAUGUCCUUGUGUCUUAUCAUAGCUGCCAUUAUCCUGGGAGUUUAUUUUGGAAUAUAUGGAGCUCAAAAACAAAUCCCCUCCCAGCCACACCUGGCCAUGAAAGCUACAAGCUGCUCUGCUGGGAAUUACAUGUGCAAGAAUGGCCAGUGUCUUACAAAAUCCAAUCCGGAAUGUGACAAGACAAAUGAUUGCUUGGACCAGUCAGAUGAGUCAGAGUGUGACUGUGGUACCCCCUUGAUAUCGAACAGAAUUGUUGGGGGCAACGAAGCUGCCUUUGGGGAAAUUCCAUGGCAAGUCAGUCUACAUAUAGUUGGCAUUGGCUAUGAAUGUGGGGCCACAGUUGUGGGAAGCACAUGGCUGAUCUCGGCAGCUCAUUGUUUUAUGAGCUUUGAAUAUCCAGAUGAUUGGGAGGCAGUCCUUGGAACUAUCUACAGAAACGGUGAAGGUUCUACAACAGUAAAAAAGAAACUGAAGAGGAUCAUUAUUCAUCCAUUAUUUGACCCAUCUAUUUUUAACUAUGAUGUGGUUCUGCUGGAGUUAACUACUUCGAUAUCAUUCUCCAGAUUAAUCCAGCCUGCGUGUUUACCAUCUCCUGUUCAUAACUUCCACGCAGGAAAGAACUGCACCAUCUCAGGAUGGGGAGCUCUGAAUGAAAACAAUGUUUCUUUACCCAACAUUCUACAAAAAGCUACUGUUCAGAUAUUCAAUCAAAGUGAAUGUGUCAAACUCUACAGUGAGCCAGUGACGCCGCAAAUGAUCUGUGCUGGAUUUUUAAAUGGCCAAGCGGAUUCCUGUCAGGGUGAUUCUGGUGGACCAUUGGUUUGUGAGGAGUCACCAGGCAAAUGGUUCCUGGCUGGUAUCAUGAGCUGGGGAGAAGGCUGUGCCCAACCAAACAAACCUGGUGGCUACACACGAGUGACCGCAAUCCGAGACUGGAUCCAGAGCACAAUGUUCCAGACCAACGUAAUUACUGCUCCGGGAGAGAGCAAUACAGAACAGACAGCUUCAGUACAUACAAGCACUGUUGCCCCUAAAGCAAUAGCAGAAGUUCCCUGUACAGCCUCUACUUUCAAGUGUUCUACUGGCAGUUGCAUCGAUAAGCACAAUGCAGAGUGUGAUGGCGUCAAAGACUGUGUCACAGGAUCUGAUGAGGCAAACUGCAAUUGUGGAACUGCACCCCUGAUGGUCGGAAGUAGGAUUGUGGGAGGAGUGAACAGUGCCGCUGGAGAAUUUCCUUGGCAGAUCAGUUUGCAGAUACUGCACAACGGACAUGUGUGUGGUGGAACCCUAAUAUCACCCAACUGGGUGGUCACUGCUGCUCAUUGCUUUUUAUUUCAGAAGAAUGUGCAUCGUUGGUUCGGUUACCUAGGAACACUCUAUCGCAUGGGAUUUCGAGGCACUAAAGUGACCUUUAAACGCCUCAUCACCCACCCCUCCUUCAAUACUUACAGUCUGGAUUAUGAUAUUGCCCUACUGGAACUGUCUCAGCCUGUGGCCUUUACUGAAGUCAUUCAGCCUGCCUGUGUACCAACACCUGCCCACAGAUUCUCAGAGGGAAUGAAAUGUUAUGUAACAGGCUGGGGCACCACAGCAGUAGGGGGCUUAUUGUCUUAUUUAAUGCAGAAAGCUGAAGUAAAUCUGUUCAGCGACAAUUUAUGUCUGGAACUGUAUGGCAGACAGAUCACUCCCAGAAUGUUAUGUGCUGGGAGACUGAAUGGAGGAGUGGAUACCUGCCAGGGUGAUUCAGGUGGCUCAUUGGUUUGCAAAGAAUCCUCAGGGAAGUGGUUCCUUGUUGGAAUUACAAGCUGGGGUAUCGGCUGUGCAAAAGCGAAUGCACCUGGAGUCUACAGCAGAGUUACAACUCUUCAGAGUUUUAUUGUACAACAUGUUUUCUGAAAAAUGAAAGGAUCAACAUCAUUCUUGAUUUAAUCAAAUACUGUAAUACAUGCAUUGGGACUCAAUCACAAUGGGUGGGCCUCACUGGGACCAUUAAUUCUUUCCAUAGUCUGUGAGAAGAUUUGUAGCGCGGGUGCUCGUUGUUGUGGUUCUGUUUGCCGAGCUGGGAAUUUGUGUUGCAGACGUUUCAUCCCCUG
Messenger RNA from Hemiscyllium ocellatum (epaulette shark), 2296 nucleotides. It is a transcript of the gene tmprss9, whose product is annotated as transmembrane serine protease 9. The record is from RefSeq and is a predicted model, not a curated record. The transcript has 13 exons. Gene Ontology annotation, molecular function: protein binding; serine-type endopeptidase activity. Gene Ontology annotation, biological process: proteolysis. The coding region runs from base 111 to 2099 and encodes 662 amino acids. Lineage: Eukaryota; Metazoa; Chordata; Chondrichthyes; Orectolobiformes; Hemiscylliidae.